UGUAGGUCUUUUCGGAAAAGGUCAGCUGUGGUGGGGAAGGAGGAUAGAAAGGAGCUGUUCGCACCGCCCUUCUAGAAAAAAAAAAAAGUGUAUUUAUAGAUUCAACAUGUUGACACUAAAUAAGAUAUUGGGAGUUCCUUGUAGACUGGCCAAAUGGCAAAUACAUGGAUUUUUAAAAAGUUUUACUUUUCAUCCUGAAAAACAGUUACUUCAUAAACUUGUAUUAGGAAUUGAAACCAGUUGUGAUGAUACAGCUGCUGCUGUGGUGGAUGAAACUGGCAACAUCCUAGGAGAAGCAAUACAUUCCCAAACUAAAGUUCACUUAAAAACAGGUGGGAUUAUUCCUUCAGUAGCACAGCAGCUUCACAGAGAAAAUAUUGAAAAAAUAGUGAAAGAAACUCUUUCUGCCAGUGGAAUAACCCCAAAUGAACUCUCAGCAAUUGCAACUACUGUUAAACCAGGACUUGCUUUAAGCCUGGGAGUAGGCUUGGAGUAUAGCACGCAACUGGUAAAUCAGUACAAGAAGCCUUUCAUUCCUAUUCAUCACAUGGAAGCACAUGCACUAACUAUUAGAAUAACUAAUAAAAUAGAUUUUCCUUUCUUAGUUCUCUUGGUCUCUGGUGGUCACUGUUUACUGGCCAUAGUUCAAGGUGUUUCAGAUUUUCUUCUACUUGGAAAAUCAUUAGAUAUAGCACCGGGUGACAUGCUUGACAAGGUAGCAAGACGACUUUCUUUAAUAAAGCACCCAGCGUACUCUACCAUGAGUGGUGGCAAGGCUAUAGAACAUUUAGCCAAACAAGGAAAUAGAUUACAUUUUGAUUUUCGACAUCCCCUGCAUUUCUGUAGAAAUUGUGAUUUUUCUUUUUCUGGACUUCAGACUGCUGUUGACAGAAUGAUAACACAAAAGGAAAAAGAGGAAGGUAUUGAGAAGGGAGAAAUCUUGUCCUGUGCUGCUGAUAUUGCUGCUGCAGUACAGCACACAGUAGCUAGCCACAUUGCUAAACGAACACAUCGUGCUAUUUUAUUUUGCCAACAGAAAGGUGUCCUAACUCCUUCCAAUGCAGUGUUGGUUGUAUCCGGAGGUGUUGCAAGUAAUUUAUAUAUUCGAAAAACUUUGGAAAUUGUAACAAAAGCAACAAAUUGUAUUUUAUUAUGUCCUCCUCUCAAACUUUGUACAGAUAAUGGAAUUAUGAUUGCAUGGAAUGGUAUUGAGAAAUUGUGUGCAGGAUUGGGCAUAUUACACAACACAGAAGGUAUUCGAUAUGAACCAAAAUGUCCUCUUGGAGUUGAUAUAUCAAAACAAGUUCAAGAAGCUGCCAUAAAAGUACCAAGUUUGAAGAUUUGAUCUUUGAUUUUCCUUAAGAAAAAAAUUUUAAAGUUUUAGAUACAUUUCUGUGAAAGCCAUUUUAUUUGAUCAAAGAAGGAGGAGGAGGAGGAGGAAGAAGAGGAAAAGGAGGAAGAGGAGGAAAGAAAGAAAGACAACAAAAACAUUAAAGAGUACAAAGGUAAAAAAAUUAAAACUUGUGAUUCAUAAUGUUUGCCAAAUUUUGACCAUAUUGAAGAAUCAAAGAAUUUGAGAAUUAGAAAUAAUCUCUGAGAUCACUAGUCCAAAUGAAAUGUAAAAGGAAGCCACACUCUUAACAUACCUGAAAGGUGGUAAUCCAGCCUUGGAAGCACCUUCAAGGAUGAGGCACCUGUGUUUUUCUCCAAUCCUCUGAAAAAAGAGCUAUCCUGAAAGCUAUAGUACUGAAAAUCCAUUUUAGCUCUUCUUUUUAUCUUUAUUCCCUG
This is a messenger RNA of Sarcophilus harrisii (Tasmanian devil), 1788 nucleotides long. RefSeq names its product O-sialoglycoprotein endopeptidase like 1 (gene OSGEPL1). Gene Ontology annotation, biological process: tRNA threonylcarbamoyladenosine modification. The record is from RefSeq and is a predicted model, not a curated record. Lineage: Eukaryota; Metazoa; Chordata; Mammalia; Dasyuromorphia; Dasyuridae. The coding region runs from base 107 to 1345 and encodes 412 amino acids. The transcript has 9 exons. Gene Ontology annotation, cellular component: mitochondrion.